CCAAAACCAACAGUCCAAAAUCUCCAAACUCGGGAAUCGACACCGGACUUGAAAAAGGGGGACAACAAGAAGAAAAAAACUCACAAUGGCGGACCAAUCCGACCUCCCUAACCUCCAAUCCCACCUCCGCUCCUCCCUCCGCCGAUACCCCGACUUCCCAAAGCCGGGCAUCAUGUUCGAGGACAUCCUCCCAAUAUUCGCCUCCCCCGUCCUCCAUGAAACGCUGUUGCAGGCGUUGGAACUGCAUAUCCAGUCUGCCCACCCUCCCACGCUGACACCCCCACGUCGUCGUGGGCCUCGAGGCGCGGGGAUUCCUCUUCGGCCGGGAAGCUGCCGGGUGAGUGUGUGCGCGUGGCGUACGAGAAGGAGUACGGUACAGAUUGGUUCGAGAUGCAGGUGGGCUCCAUUAAGCCGGGGCAGAGGGUGCUGGUUGUCGACGAUAUUAUUGCCACCGGGGGGAGCGCGAAGGCUACUGGGGAGUUGGUGGGGUUGUUGGGUGGGGUGCUCGUGGAGUACGUUUUUAUUCUCGAGUUGGAUUUUUUGGAGGGGAGGAAGAAGUUGGGGGCUCCGGUGUAUGCCUUGUUGGGGGUUCAGGAGGAGGCGGUGGGGAAGGAGGAAGAGGAAGCAGAGGAGGGGGGUGUGGAGAACAAGUAACUAUCGAUGGUGCACGGUUAACGGGCGGGAUGGGGUAAUUAAGGUAAUGCUUUCGGGUAUGGGAUUAGACUGCUCUUGGGGUCACGGUAGAAUGGUAUCAUUGUUCAAAAAAGUAUUUGAUUCUAGUCAUAAGUGUUCGCAAAAAUAAAGCAUUCACCAUUUGUCCA
Molecule: messenger RNA, 821 nt
Organism: Tuber melanosporum (Perigord truffle)
Lineage: Eukaryota; Fungi; Ascomycota; Pezizomycetes; Pezizales; Tuberaceae
Exons: 3
Coding region: 86-802 (238 amino acids)
Source: RefSeq, a predicted model, not a curated record